Molecule: messenger RNA, 1422 nt
Organism: Sinocyclocheilus rhinocerous
Lineage: Eukaryota; Metazoa; Chordata; Actinopteri; Cypriniformes; Cyprinidae
Product: putative pre-mRNA-splicing factor ATP-dependent RNA helicase DHX16
Cellular component (GO): intracellular anatomical structure; catalytic step 2 spliceosome
Molecular function (GO): RNA binding; helicase activity
Source: RefSeq, a predicted model, not a curated record
UGUAGUUUUUAGAUUAGAUAUGUUGUCAUAUUUUCCACAGGUGGGCUACAGCAUCCGUUUUGAGGACUGUACGUCAGAACACACCAUCCUGAAGUACAUGACUGAUGGCAUGUUACUCAGAGAGUUUCUUACAGAGCCCGACCUCGCCAGCUACAGUGUGAUCAGCAUCGAUGAGGCCCACGAGCGAACGUUACACACAGACAUCCUCUUCGGUCUAAUCAAAGACAUUGCACGUUUCCGCCCUGACCUGAAGGUUCUGGUGGCCAGCGCCACUCUGGACACAGAACGCUUCUCUUGCUUCUUUGACGAUGCACCCGUAUUUAGGAUUCCAGGUCGUAGGUUUCCUGUGGACAUCUACUACACAAAGGCUCUGGAGGCUGACUACCUAGAAGCAUGUGCUGUGUCAGUGCUACAGAUCCAUGUCACUCAGCCGGCUGGAGACGUACUGGUCUUCCUCACUGGACAGCAGCUUUACGCCUUGGGUGCCCUUAACCACCUCGGUGAACUUACUAAGCUUGGCCGAAGGAUGGCUGAACUUCCUGUGGACCCCAUGCUGAGUAAAAUGAUUCUGGCUUCUGAACAUUAUAAGUGCUCUGAGGAGAUUCUGACCAUUGGCCAUGCUGCGGCCAUGCUGUCAGUGAACAACUCCAUCUUCUACCGGCCCAAGGACAAAGUGGUUCAUGCCGACAAUGCUCGAAUGAACUUUGUGGUACCAGGAGGAGAUCACAUUGUGCUGCUCAUUGUAUAUACACAGUGGGUAGAGAGUGGUUACUCCACGCAGUGGUGCUUCGAGAACUUCAUCCAGUUUCGCUCCAUGAAGACAGCUCGAGAUGUCCAUGAUCAGCUGGAGGGGUUGAUGGACAGGAUCGAGGUGGAACUGUGCAGCUGCAACGGUGAAAGUGUGCCCAUUCACAAGGCGGCGACUGCAGGAUAUUUCUACAACACGGCACGCUUGAGCAAAGGGGGUUAUAAAACAGUCAAACACCAGCAGACUGUUUACAUCCAUCCCAACAGCUCACUCUUUGAGGAACAGCCACGUUGGAUGAUCUACCACGAGCUGGUCUUCACCACCAAAGAGUUCAUGAGACAGGUGAUAGAGAUUGAAAGUGGCUGGCUGCUGGAAGUGGCUCCUCAUUAUUAUAAGAACAAAGAACUGGAGGACGGCAGCAGUAAGAAGAUGCCCUGCAAACAAGGCAAAGCCCGUGAAGAGCUAGGCUGAUCCUGAGAUCCGACGAGCAAGAGACUCUUCCAGCCAAUAUUACUACACUGAUUCUGCACAGGAGAUCAGCGAUGUGAGAAACUCCAUCAGUGUUCAUCUGGAAAUUAUCAGACGUCUCCUAUUUUGGAGACUCCUAAUUUUUACGUUUCAGCUAAAGUUGUUUUCAUAAAAAAGAUAUUGAAAUAUAUUUUUGAUUACAAGUA